AUGUGCUCGACGCGUUUCUUUGUCAAGCUACAUCUACAAUUCCUGCUAGUCCCACUGCUGUUCCUGCUGCCACCAUCCGCUGCUGCUCCAGUGUCACGAGAUGGCACUGCCUACACAAUCUAUUUUCAUAAUCAGCCUCCAAAUGCAGCGGGGCACUAUAAUUUCGAGUUCCAAACAUCGAAUGGCAUAACGACAAAGGGAGCGGGCAAUGAAUUUGGUGCUGUUGGUGUCGUCCAGUAUGUCUCACUGGAAGGUCUGCCCAUAACGCUGACCUAUACAGCGGAUGAGAAUGGAUAUCAGCCUCAGGGCGAGCACUUGCCCGCAGUGCCCGAUUAUGUGCAGCGGUCCUUGGAAUAUAUACGCACCCAUGAGCCCGUCAAUGAGCUCAAAUCGCGACGACUGUAA
Molecule: messenger RNA, 405 nt
Organism: Scaptodrosophila lebanonensis
Lineage: Eukaryota; Metazoa; Arthropoda; Insecta; Diptera; Drosophilidae
Gene: Cpr78Ca
Product: pupal cuticle protein Edg-78E
Exons: 2
Coding region: 1-405 (134 amino acids)
Cellular component (GO): chitin-based extracellular matrix
Molecular function (GO): structural constituent of chitin-based larval cuticle
Source: RefSeq, a predicted model, not a curated record